GCCUCGAACCUGGCAAAUUCAACACAUUGAGAAUGCAUCAACCCGCGGGCUAUUAUAUGUUGUGAACUCAGUCCCGCAGGUUAUACUCGAAGUAAUUGGGCUAUUGUAGUGCUACAAUUGCUGUGUUGCCGCCGCCGUCCGUACUACGUGCGAUCCGGGCAGACCAUACAAAAAGCCGGGCAGGACAGCGUUUCUUGACAUUUUUCACCGCUGGUAAUACAUACCAUGGCGCACAAUAAAUACACCCUCCGUGUCACGGCGGGCACUUCCUACGAUCCCAGCACGCACGAGACUGUCACCGUAAACUCUGCGACGCCCAUCUCCAUCAAGUCGGAGCACACCGACGUUUCGCUCAAUAUCCGCAUCCGGAAUUACCACGGACUUCCUCACUCCUCGCCGGAAAACAGCCCGUAUUUUUCCUUACCCGAUUACACCAAGCACCAGUACUCGAUCUCCUUCUCAUUCAACCCCACCGAAGCAAUCCCCGGCGAUGAUCUGGUGUUUGGAAACGAUUUCGACCAUCCCAUAAGAGAUAGGUUACCGCCGGCAUUUGGAUCCGCGUUCAAAAUUGUCAAAUGGGCUGUUGAUCCGGGCCUCGAGGCGGACGUGUAUGCGGACAAGCCGUGGUUGUUUGGAAAAUUCCUGAGCAGCAUCGACAAGUUAUGGCUCGGCAGCAAGAACGGCGAUUCUUCAGGCUCACCAGGAGCCAAGAAGGGUAAGGAGAACUUCGAUGAAAAGAUCGGGAUUCUCGUUCAAGAGGGCGGGGCAGCUGAUGGUCUGGCUUACCGGAAAGAGAAGGGCAUACCUGAUACCGCUGCGGCGCGGAAGAAGUAUUUUCUCGUAGAGGGCAAUCGCAAAGGCUUCGAAUUCGAGGCUGGCCGGCCCGUGUUCGUUGAUUUCGGGAACCCGUACCUGGAUUUCAACAAAUUUGCGCUCAAGCUGCCCGGCUUCCACCUCCCCAUCAUGUCUUACUGGGACGGCCAACCACUCCGCAAAGGAGAGAAGAGGACGAUCAGACGCUCACAUAGCCUCAGAUAUGUGCUAAAGAAUCGCGUUACUGGGGUUGUGUAUCUCGUCGUUCUGUUUUCGUUGUAUCUCAAGGAAGAUGUCAAUGAGGAUGGGACGAUCAAGGAAGGCGUCGACUUGAAUAAGGGCAAGCAAGUCACUGUGGAGGAGAAGGACGUAGAGGAAAGCGAGAGUAGCAGUGAUGAAGAACAGGAAGAGGAAAAGCCUGCUGCCAAGAAUGGGGACAAGACCGACGAUAAGAAAGAGCAGUAUGGCGACACUAACGCGGACGAUGUGGAUUAGACGGCGGGAUGGGACGUAAUAAUUAGAGCACAACAUGCUUGUUCAUGUUAUGCUUGUUCACAGUGGGCAAAAUUUAAAAGUCGGAAAUAAAACGUAGAAAGACAGUAUGUACAUAU
Molecule: messenger RNA, 1424 nt
Organism: Pseudogymnoascus destructans
Lineage: Eukaryota; Fungi; Ascomycota; Leotiomycetes; Thelebolales; Thelebolaceae
Exons: 3
Coding region: 226-1308 (360 amino acids)
Source: RefSeq, a predicted model, not a curated record